AUGGGAUUCACAAAAUUAUUAUUCUUUCUUACUUAUAUGAAAGAUAUUUUCGGUAUCAUUCAUCAAGUAAAGGAAUUGAAUUUAAUUUGGAUAUUAAAGGGUCAAAAAGUUCCAAUAGAAAAUGCCAACAAACUUGAUCGAACGGUUUUCUUAUUGAUGUUUGGACCAUGCUUGAUUGCUGUUGUUAGCUACAAUGUUCUACCAAUGGUCAGGAAUACAGUUGUUUGCCUUGUUUUUGGUGAACCAUUUCCAUUUUUGCUAGUAUUUGACGUUAACUUCUUCUAUGAUACCAGAAAGGUUCCAGCUUAUACAUUAACAUAUUUAAUUCAAUGCUAUAACUGCUACCUUACUGCAUUUUUAAACCUUCUGAUUGAUACGACUUUCUUCGGAAUCUGUAUGAAUAUCUGCGCUCAUUUUGAAAUCCUUAAAAUUGUCAUCCACGAUUUAGAAGUUAAAGAAUUUGUCGAAUAUCACCAAAAAGUAUUGAACCUAGCAAAGCACAUUAAUAGACUUUUCAACCCAAUCAUUUUUGGAGAAUAUUUAGUGUUGUCAGUGCUUUUCUGUGUUCUUGCUCUUGAAGCCGGCCUUAGUGAGAACUUUUUUGAUUUUAUUCCGAUUCUGUUCCAUGGAAUAGCAAGUCUAUUGGACCUUAUGAUUUAUUCAUAUGGUGGACAAAAAAUCAUGGAUUGUGCAAGUGAAAUUUGUAAGGAUUGCUACAAUGUCGAUAGCAAUUAUCUUAUUAUUAUGCUGAGAACCAAGAGGGAACUGAAAAUUGAAUCUAUGAUGUAUCACGCGGCACUGCCAAUGUGUAGCUUAAUCAUGGGCAGAACAAUGUCAUUGAUAACAUUAAUGAAGUCGUUUUUGUAA
Chironomus riparius is the source of this 867-nucleotide messenger RNA. The record is from the annotation of a GenBank genome assembly. Lineage: Eukaryota; Metazoa; Arthropoda; Insecta; Diptera; Chironomidae.